This is a messenger RNA of Diatraea saccharalis (sugarcane borer), 825 nucleotides long. NCBI's taxonomy places the organism in Eukaryota, Metazoa, Arthropoda, Insecta, Lepidoptera, Crambidae. The record is from the annotation of a GenBank genome assembly.
AUGCAGUUAGAGCACGCAUGUUUUCCUAGUACAUCACAAGAAACCAAUCCCGUUCCGGUGCGCGAGUUGCCACUUCAACCGCAGUCGCCAACAACAGAGCUUUCUCCGAAUAGUGACAUACUUGUAAAUGAGACUCCGUCUACUUCAUUGAAUCGGAACAACCUGGCGCUGCCAACAGUAGCUAAGGUAUAUAAUCGGUAUGGACUAUCAACGCGAUCUGCUGCUGCGGUCGCUUUGGCGGUCUUAGCUGAGGAAGGAUUGGUAUCUUCCAAAGAUCUAAGCCCUGUUAUUGAUAAGAAUAAAAUUCAUAGAGCUGUUUCUAAUGCGCGGACUAAGGCCAGGAAAGAUAUUGAUGCUAUUGUAGAAAAAGCUAUCUACUUUGAUGGACGAAAGGACAAAACACUCAUAAACGAUAAAAUAGGCGAUCGGUACCAUCACAUAGAAGUCUUGCAAAAGCACAUUUCAGUUCUCACAGAGUCGGGAUCUAUUUAUCUGGGUCAUACGACGCCAAGUCGUAACACAGCCAAAGGGAUAACCGAUUCUAUCAUAUCUUUGUUAGAAAGUCAAGUGACUGGCAAUGUCCCCGAAUUAUCUGAUAAUAUUAUGAAGGAACUAAGUACGGAUCAAAAGUAUCUCUACGAAAUGUGUCAUGCUGUGACGACUGGUUCCUGUUCCCUGGAGCUAGCGAGCUGCCAAUCUGGGAAGAUGGCGCAUUCGAGAUGGCUCAUUACUGCCAAUCGCAUACUUAGAUUUUAUAUUAUGUUAGGAACCCCUAAAAAGGGAAAAUCUGAACAACUUCAAGGACCGGUAGAGGCUCCAAAAUGA